This is a messenger RNA of Erpetoichthys calabaricus (reedfish), 1210 nucleotides long. RefSeq lists its product as uncharacterized. The transcript is spliced from 2 exons. Lineage: Eukaryota; Metazoa; Chordata; Cladistia; Polypteriformes; Polypteridae. The record is from RefSeq and is a predicted model, not a curated record. Bases 53 to 931 code for a protein of 292 amino acids.
UUUCUCAAUUUACGGAGAGAAUAUAAAACCAACACUGAUUAAAUAUCACAAUAUGUACAAGUGCCCACUUUGCAAAAAGAAAGGAGACUAUAGCAUCAUGCAGUCUCACCUUCAGAGCCAUGAAGACCAUGUUGUAAAUUAUGCAGGUUUUACUAUCUACAGAUGCAACACAGGGUGUGUCACAAGUGGCCAUUUCCAUUGUUGUUUGUGUUUAAAAGUCAUUGUCAAAAGACAAAGGUUUUUAACUCACUUACAAAAAUGUCAAAAAUUGGUCACACCCAUGCCCACUAGACAGACUACCCCCGCUGUGCCCACCAGAGAGAAUAUCCCCAGUACUUCUCCCAAAGAGACUGUGCCCUCCAUUGCUACAAUCAAUGUCAGUUCAGCAGCGCCUGUCACUAGUUUUAGAGGAUCACAAAUUCUACAACAUGCAAAAGAGAAGAAGAUAUUUUGUUCCUUUUGUAAUUUGAGGUUGUACAAGAAAAAUCUCAAGUUACAUAUAAAAAGACAACAUUCCUCAACAAACAUUGAAAUAAAUGAAUAUAACAGGCUUCCUUCGGUUUGUAUUGAUUCUAGAAGGGGCAUUUUUGCAGUGGCAAAAACUUCCACUGGACCUAGAUACCCCAUUCAUGUUCAAAAGUGCACAUGGGGAGCUAAACAUGUUGUGAUCUGUGAGUUAGAGAAAUGCAAACAAGCAUCAGAAUUUUCUCAAAGGAGUGGAUUCAUGGGAUUUGAAUGCUUCCGUCUGAGGUCUUUGGCCUUCUCUCCAGUUACUGCUAUGCCAGACAUUACACUUCAGGAAGAAGUAUUAACUAGAAUGAUACAAGCAAAAUGGUUUGGUAAAGAGACAAUGAAAACAUGUUUACAUCAUAAACAGAUGGCAGAAACACAGCAGACGCCAUUAAGUAAAGAGAUUUCUCUUGGAGAAUAAAAAUCACAAAUAUAUCUAUUAGUGUUUGAACCACGUAUAUCAUUCAGGUCUCGUUUGGGGAGGGUGAUGGUCCAUUAUAACAAGAAAUUGAAUACCUGGCACUGUGCCUCUUGCAAGCCUGUAUCUUCAUGUAUACACAAGGCUAUAUCUAAAUGGCAUUUAUUUCAAACACGCCCUGAACACUUUAAAAAAGCUAAGACAACAGGAAAUGAGGUUUUUGACUCUGUCACCAUUUACAGUGGCUCCUAUGAUUCUGAACAACAGUCAUGUGAUGUUUGC